Messenger RNA from Osmia lignaria (orchard mason bee), 915 nucleotides. The record is from RefSeq and is a predicted model, not a curated record. Lineage: Eukaryota; Metazoa; Arthropoda; Insecta; Hymenoptera; Megachilidae.
UCACGAACAAUGAUAUAAAUAAUUAUAAUAGAUCUAGAUAUUUUAUAUACCUUUUAUUCUUCAUAAGAAUAUUAAUGCUUCGGAAUCAUCUUUAGAUAACAGCCAGGAGACGAUAUUCAUAUAGGAACUGUAAUUUGUAAAGUUUACGGGGAAGCAAUGAAUCAGAUUACUGCAAUUAAUGUAGUAAAAGCUACUAGAAGACAUAGUGGCACAUUAUUUUUUUUUCAUGGUUCAGGAUCUUCUGGGGAUGAUAUAAAAAAAUGGAUUGAUAUAUUGAACAAGGGAGAACUAAAUUUUCCACACAUCAAAAUUAUUUAUCCUACUGCACCUGCUCAACCUUAUACACCUAAUAAUGGAACGCUUAGCAAUGUAUGGUUUGAUCGUGCAAACAUAUCUAUCAAUGCUCCUGAAAUGGUAGAAUCAGUGGAUUCUAUGUGUAAAACUAUACAGGAGUUAAUUAAUAAAGAAGUAUCUAAUGGAAUUCCACAUGAUAGAAUUGCUGUUGCUGGUUUUUCAAUGGGUGGAGCACUAUCAUUAUAUUUAUCAUAUAAAUAUAUAUCAUCUUUGGCUGGUUGUUGUGCCAUGUCUAGUUUCAUUAAUAAAAAUUCAAUGGUAUACAAGCAUUUGAAGGAGAGUCCAAAAAUACACACACCGCUUCUACAAUUCCAUGGCAGUGCUGAUACAUUCGUUCCAAUAAAAUGGGGAGAAGAAACUUCCAACAAUUUAAAAGAAUUUGGAGUAAAUGUUCAAUUUGUGCCAUUAAAUAAUGUAGAUCACGAAUUAGAUGCGACUGAAAUAAAAUCCUUUAAGGAAUGGCUGUUAAACAUUUUACCAGAAAAUUGAAAUUUUCUGGUAAUAGAUGUAAAAUAUUGUAAUAAAUAUUUUUGUUAAAUAAAUGAAUUUUAAUUGAGCAUA